CACGUGUGGAUGCUUCCAGCCGCUCCAGUCCGCCUCUCCCAUCCGCCUCACAGCGUCCUGUCAACCGAAGGUUACAACGACAACAACCGCUUGCUAAUAUCAUCAUUGACGCCCAUAUUAUCAUUCAAAAAUAGCAUACUUUGAAGCUUUUUCUCGCUCCCAUUUCCAGUUAUCGUGCGGCGACUGGAAAAAAAGACACAUAUGCGCCGAGGCAGUCGCUGUUGUUAUUUUCCGUUUUAUUCCGGAGCUAGUUGGACGGGACAGCCGAGCAUCGACUGAGGAGUUGUUCAUGUGGGGCUUGUUCCAUGACCCUGCAGCUUCCUGAGCCAUACCCACUUCCACGGUCGUCCUCCCACCCGAGAUGUUGCCCUGCCUGCGGGGAGUUUUGCGGCCCGUCCUCUACCUGCAAGCCGGUAGAAGGUCGCUCCAAGCCGAACUCUUGAGCCACCAAGCCGAACCUUUGGCAGUGUCGGCUGCAGAGCUCCCGGUCUCCGCGCUGGUUCAGCGGCGUCACCUCGGCACACACCCGCUGAAAGAGCCCGUAGAGCCCCUCAACUCGCCACAAGGAGCCAAGGAGUUUAUUUAUAGCCUCCAUCCGUCUGAACGAACCUGCUUGCUGCGGGAACUGCACAAGUUCGAGUCCAUCGCCAUAGCUCAAGGGCAGCUGGAAAUAGCGCCCCCUACUUCAGCACAAUUAAGAUAUGUUCUCCUGCACAAUGCACUCCCUUUUGUUGGAUUUGGAUUUCUGGACAACUGCAUUAUGAUUGUUGCCGGCACACAGAUUGAGUUGUCUAUUGGCGUGAUCCUUGGCAUUUCAACUAUGGCAGCUGCUGCUCUUGGCAAUUUGGUGUCCGAUCUGGCAGGACUCGGGCUGGCAGGUUACGUGGAAGCUCUGGCAUCUCGACUGGGGAUGCAGAUUCCUGACCUGAGUCCAAAGCAGGCCGACAUGUGGCAGACCAGAGUCAGCUCCCACUCGGGCAAAGCCAUCGGCGUGGGCAUCGGUUGCAUCCUGGGCAUGUUCCCCCUCCUCUUCUUCAGUGACGACGAUGACAAGAAAAAGGCAAACAAGGACGCCAACAAGGACAAGACGCAAACGGCUAAAACUGCCAAUGACGGCAAGUGAGCUAAGUGCACUCACACUUUGGACCAAUGGACCAAAACAGAUAGCCAAAUAGUCCAAGGCUUUAGAUCUUAUUGAAGAGCUUCGUGAAAGUGAAGCACAUGGACAUCUGCUCCAGACAUCAUCAUCAUCAGCUUGCUUUUGGGAACGAAAGGAGAUAGACUUGGUUUUGACCAACAUGAAACUUUAAUUUAACAUCAUUCUAAAUAUAAUUUUAAAGACCUCUAAUAUGGUAAAAUAAAAUGUUCUUUCAUUUUAAAUCUCAACUAUCAUGAGCUGUAUGUGAAUUUAUUCCCAACUCCUAUUGAACAGACACAUUUUCGACAUUAGAAAAAAGAAACAAAAAUGUCAUUUAAAGUAUCGACAGUAUAGUGAAAGAAUGACGAUCUCAGUUCACUUAAGCCUUGUUGAGCUUAACACAAAGGUUGGGUGAAUAGCAACAGGUCGAUUGUACCUUCUUCCAUUUAGUGGAAGAGUUUUUAAUUACUCACUGGCAUAAAUAGAUGAACAUUGAUUGUAGUAGAUAAUUUGUUUUUGGACCCGGUAAGUGAAAAUGGAUAAUUUCUCACAGGUCCUUGCAGUGGUUGGGAAUGAGGGCAUUCUUUUAUGUCUCUACUGCACUCUGCUGGUUAAGAUUCUCAACUUUUCAGGUCACAUUAUUGGCUACACUUCCACCCCUCUCAUGAGCUCAAAUCCAAGAGCUGAAUUAACAAUUAUUUCCUUACAAAAUAUAAUAUUCACUUUUCAAUUAAGAGCAUGUUUAGUAUUGUGGAAGUGCAACUCUCGAGCAGACAAAGUUUCAAAUCAUUUGUCCCUCAUGUUGCUCAAUAAAUAUCAGAAAUAACUACUUGUCAGUUAAAUCUGAGCAUUUUUGUUAUUGUUAUGAUGGUGAUGUUUGAAAAUGAGCAAGUGUGACUUCUGCCAUCCUUUAUCUUUUAAAAUGUACUUUCGUUGCAUCUCAGCAGCAGAACAAUGUUCUCUCUUUUUGGGUUUUCGCCCUUGAGACACUUUUGUGUUUUAGCUGCUUUGCAUUUCAUUUCCUGCAUAUAUAGUGUUUAUUUAAAGCUGCCCAUUUGUAGGUUGACAUACCAAACGAGAUGAAGUUUUUUCAUAAAUGUGACGGAUUAAUGAAGUUAGAGCAGGAUGAAAUAGUGGCAAAGUCAAGCUUUUUUUUAGCUUGCAAAUCUUGAUGCAAUAUGAUAGAACGCAAUAUACAACUAACAAGGCACAAGUUGAGUUGAACAUGAAAAUAUCAACAUGAUAGUGAUAAGUUGUCAUUUUACUCACAUUUAUCAUUUAUUUACUCACAUUUAUUUAUCAUGUACUUGAUGUUCUUAUUUUUAGAGAAACAAUUGUAAUAUGACUGCAAAGAUUACUUAAACAAAAGCAGAAAAGAUGAUGACACUUAUUCAACUUGAUAUUUAUUUAUAUAAUACUUGUAUUAAAUGACUGUUUAUUUGUUUUAUUUUUGGUUGGUUGUCAUGAUGACUGUUAUUUUGUGGGAAGUUUAGAAACGCAUGUACUGGACUGUAUUUCUUUCUUUCCUUUAUUAGUUUGUGUUCCAGCUUGAGAAGUGGUUCCACGCCGCAUGCUAAUGCCAGCAUGGGUGUAAAGGAUUUGUAGGUGAUGAUUUUUCAUUUGAUCUGCUUUUAUUAAACACUCUCCCAAAUCAGAUUGUA
This is a messenger RNA of Syngnathus acus (greater pipefish), 2799 nucleotides long. RefSeq names its product transmembrane protein 65-like. Lineage: Eukaryota; Metazoa; Chordata; Actinopteri; Syngnathiformes; Syngnathidae. The coding region runs from base 362 to 1123 and encodes 253 amino acids. Gene Ontology annotation, biological process: cardiac ventricle development; regulation of cardiac conduction. Gene Ontology annotation, cellular component: mitochondrion. The record is from RefSeq and is a predicted model, not a curated record. The transcript is spliced from 8 exons.